This is a messenger RNA of Thrips palmi, 4328 nucleotides long. RefSeq lists its product as uncharacterized. NCBI's taxonomy places the organism in Eukaryota, Metazoa, Arthropoda, Insecta, Thysanoptera, Thripidae. Gene Ontology annotation, biological process: negative regulation of translational initiation. Gene Ontology annotation, cellular component: cytoplasm. The transcript has 5 exons. The record is from RefSeq and is a predicted model, not a curated record. The coding region runs from base 180 to 713 and encodes 177 amino acids. Gene Ontology annotation, molecular function: mRNA regulatory element binding translation repressor activity.
AUCGAAAACAACUGAACAGCUGAGCUGAUAUUGCUUUUGCUCCGGACUCCAUUCAUUCAACGACGCAGUUACGUUGUCCCGAGCCAUAGUGUCUCCCAUAGUUGUGUGAUUCGCCGUGCUCUGUCCCAGGAAAUCGCUACCGCGGGCAGGAUUUCACCCCGAUUGACGUUCUGAUCACUAUGAAGCUACCUACUUCUGAGACAAGCGCACCGUCUCUUAACGCUGGUUCGGGAAACGGGUAUUACGGUCAGAAUAACCACACAGUCAUGGUCAUCCUCGCCCCACCAAGUCCAGACCCAGCUCAGAAUGGAGAUUUCUCUGAAUAUUUCUGGAUGGAAAAUGAAGAAGAAUUCGACCGACAGGUGCUGAAGGAACUGGAGGAGGAAGCCUUGAUGGAGCAAUGCAUGCAGGCAAUGAUCGAUGACAAUUCAGCAAUGGACAGCCCACCUGCACAGUGGCAACAGGAAGAUGUCAAUCCUGAAGUGCAGAAUGGACCCAGUUCAGAGCUGAUAAUGGCAAUGAGAGGUCUGCAAGUAAAUGGUGAGGCUGCUCAGGAUCAACCAAAGUCAGAGGCAAAGGGAAACCAUGAGUUCAAGUUCAAUCCCAUGGCAAAGGAGUUCAUCCCAGGCAUGCCCUUCUUUCGUCCCAGUGGCCAGACAUCCGACAGGAGUCCCCAAUUCUCAGAAUUAGUUGAUAAUCAACCAGAUGCAUAAUUAUUUUGUGUUCAUGUAUGAGUCUAACCGUACGGAAUUAGAGUGAUUUAUGCUCUUCUGCAAUGUGCGGUAGAGCUGUGUAUAAAAGAGAAUGGUUGUGUGAAAACUUUGUGAAAUAACAGUAUUUUUUCUUUUAUUUUAUGGAAGAAACUAUUUAAGCAUUUAAUGCUUUGAUUUCACAUCCAUGUUGGAUAUUAUGUUUCCUACAUACUUUUUUUUGUUUUUGUUUUCUUUGUUAAACUUCUUUCAUCUGUAUAUGACUACAAAUGGAUCUGUUGCAAUUGUAUUUGUACACCUUGGUGGAUUUCAACAGAUAGGCUAUCUUUGCAAAGUUGAUCAAUAAGUCUGCCGUUUCAUGAUUUUUAUGAUUAUUUGUUUUUAUUUGUUUUGGAGGUACGAGUAUUGGUACUGUACUAUUUCUAAUCAAUUUCUCAGAUGUUUGCCAUUGUAUAUGUUUUUUUUUUCCCUUUUAUGUUGUUUAUCAUGCAACUUCAUUGAAUCUGUCAUAUGAAUUCCUUCUCUUCUUGUCAUUAUAAGACUUGAAAAUGAUUGUGAUGAAUUAUUUGUCUACUGCUGUGAUUAUCUUUGUGCUCAGCCAUGGAAUGAAAUCGUCCAAGCUGUACAGUUGGUUUUCAUGUAGGAUUUUAUGAUCCUAGCAUGUGCUUCUUAGGGUCUAAACUCAUCACUGUGUGAUCAUCUUUCUUUUGUAUAUUUGUGUGUGUGACUGCUGGUGACUGCAAGUGAGAGUAUGUGUGUGUGUGAUGUACAGAGUGAAUGUGACUUUGCUGAUAUGUUAUUGCCCUGUGCAAAUGUGAGAGAAUGUGAUAGUCCGUCAUAUGUUGGAUUAGUGUGUUGGGUGCUGCAUGAGGUACUGUCCUUCUGUAUUCUGUAUGGCUUGACUCAUAAUUUGGGAUUAUCAAACAAUGAUGAAAAUGUAUCCAUGACAAGAUUCAGGUGUCUGUCAGAAAAAAUUGUAGUUGUUUUAGUUUUAGCUGUCCUCAAAUAUUUUAAAUGUCAGUUUGUGGUUUGAAUCUCUGCUUUUUUGUAACUUUUAUGUGUUUUCAAAGAUCCUUUAACUUACUUCACUUAAGUUUGUAUUUUGGUGGUCAUGAUGGAAAGUAAAUUGGAAUGUGGUUAUUAUGCUGGGCGCCCAUAGUGCCAAGUUGCUGUGCUGUUUGGAAAGCUUAAAGUUUUGAUUACAAAUCACGUUUGACCGACUUUUCUCUUGUAGCCGCUUUACCUUAAUGUUUGGACAACGAUUUAUGGAUUAUUGCAUGUGCAGUUUAAACAGUAUAUUAUUAAUUAACUUCUGAAAUAUAACAACUGAGGAUGGUCAAGAAGUAAUGACAAUUUGCAGACUGAUCUAUCGUAAUUAAAGGAACAAGUUAAUUUUUGCAAGUGGCUUAAACUAUUUGCAUUGAUACCUGUAAUCUACUUAAUAUGUUCAAUACUUAUUGUGUGAUUUAAUAAUAUUAUCAAAUGUCUAUCAGUGUACUUGUUAUAAGGCAAAUGAUGCCAUGUUAAAUUGUGUUUCAAAGUUGCAAAUUCAUGUUUGAAACUACUUGACCAUCCCCUUUGAUUUAGCUGUAAGACUAAAGUCAAAAUAAAAAAAAGAUAAACAAUGUUAAAUUAAUAAAGAAUAGGUGUUGAACUGGAGCACUUUGGAUAGUGUUGAGUCAACAUUGCUCUAAAUGUGUUGUUGGCCUGUUCAUUUUCUUAUUUGAAAAAAUUAAAAACAAUUAGUAGAUCCUAAGUCUAUCAUUGCUACUAGCUUUAAUCUUUUAAGUAAAUGUGAAAUGCUUCAAUUAAAUUGCUGUACUUCCUGUGCCUGUAGAGUGCAUUUAGUUGCAAAAAAAAGAAGAGGGAUAUGGUCGAGUUGCCUUUGCGAGGGGUGCUGGGAAGAGUGCCUUUGUGGCGGAAAUUCUGUUACAUUAAGAAACCUUUGGGCUAUGUUGUUUGUAUAAUAGCACGAAUGUGUUGACUAGAUUUACUUAGAAGCAUCAAUAUUUUUUUUAAUGAGAAUGUGGGGAUGGAUCAAGUUAAUGAUAAAUUAAUGUUAGGCAAAGGUUUAAGACAUAAAAAAAUUUGUAUGUCUGGUUGUUAGAGAAUCUUUAUUUGUUACCAGUUACAAAGAAAAAAAAACAACAGUCUAUCUAUAUUUUACUAUGUUAUGUGAAAAUAUUUAUGACGGAUGGAGAACUUGUGUCCUAGAUGGUGAUCAAUGGGCUUUGUGUGGUGUGGAGGUCCUUUGCAAUCAUUUGAGAUUUUCUUGAUAAUAUCACACCACUUUGCAGCCAGUGUUCCCCUCCUUAGCAAAUCAGAUUACCAUCUAGGACACAGUGUGUUGUGCUGUCUGUUGAAUUUUAAGAUUUAUCACUAUCAGAGUUUACAUGAUUUGUGCAGGGCAUGUGGCACAUUUGCUGGAACAUCACUUAGAAUCCUUAAAUAGAGACGUGCGAAUGUUUCGAAUCGACUUGGCCCUGAUUCAAUUAGUUUCUUUUUGAAAUGGGAAAAGUCCCCAUGUGUCACUGAAAGGUUUAAAAAUUUUGAAUCUGACAGGUUUAAUGUUGAACUUUUAGUCUUAAAAGAACUAUGAUUCAAUGUCUAAUAUUUUUUGUACUAUACGAUUCAAUUAGAAAAUUUAGAUUCUAUAUGAUUUGGCAGAUUCGAUUUGACCAGAAAAUCCUUGAUUCGCACAUCUCUAUCCCUAAGUUAGUGGUUUAGUUUCCUAUCAUAUUAAAGACUUAAAAUUUUAUUUGCUGAAAAUUUACUGCCCCUUUCUUGCUGUUUUUCAUUGCAAGGUGGCAGAUAGGAUGGGGGCUUGAUGCGCACACGGGCGUGAGGUAAAUGAGAUUAUUUAACAUUGCCACAAGUGUUCCAAGCUGAAGGAGCCAGCAAAUUUUCUGUAAAUUUGAUCUCUAUGCCUGCUCAUUUUGCGAGAUGUCUUCCUGUUGCACUGAUGUAAACAUCUAAGGGGUAGACAGACAGCAGCCAGGAUUCCUUUGGAGUUGACAUCUUGUGCAAAUGUUCUGAGGCAUCCUGAAGUGUUGGCCGCCAUACCAACAUACUCUUUAGUUAGUCAACACUAGUAAACCAGUCUUCUAUUCAAUCUGAUUAGUUUUUGUGUACUUAUAAAAGUGUUUACUUUUCAAAUCCAUUACUAUCAAAAUUACCAGUAGUUGAAAUAAUGUGUAAGUACAAAAACCAAAAAAAGGAUAUAAGGUUAGAGGGUGAAAACUAUAAAAAUAAGAAGAAAAGUAUUGGUUGGUAAUUUUCUCUGUUCUGAAUCAUGAAUAUUUCUCCUGUUGGUCGUUGUGCAUUUGGUAUGAAACUGAAAAAAUAUGGCAUUUGCUGUUUGUGAAUCUAGCCAAUAUUUGAUGAAAGCAGAGCAGAGAAGUAAAAAUCGCUUAAUGAUCGUCUUGAAACUUGUUAAAUGCAAGGAAGCGUCUGAUUGCGGAGUCCCAUGAAAAUGACAUGUCAUGUGGUGGCAAGACUUUGAGAGUUGAGUCGUGUGAUUGUUUUGUAAAGUGGUGAUUAUUUGCAUCUUGCUAGUCUUGACAAAGGAGAGACCUGAUUUAUGUGGAUCGAGUGAAGAUUAAAGAAAGUGGAAAAGUA